AUGGCGACCACUGUCCUCCUACCCCCGAGUGAGCUCGACAGCUACGACUAUGCCAUUGUUGGAGGAGGUACCGCUGGUUGCGUGAUCGCCUCGCGCCUCGCCGAGUACCUCCCCAACAAGCGCAUCCUGUUGAUCGAGGCUGGUCCGAGUGACUACAUGGAUGACCGAGUCCUGAAUCUCAAAGAAUGGCUGAGCUUGUUGGGAGGAGAGCUGGACUAUGACUACCCAACAACUGAGCAACCAAUGGGAAAUAGUCAUAUCAGACAUUCCCGAGCCAAGGUUCUUGGCGGCUGCUCAUCACACAACACACUGAUCUCCUUCCGACCCUUCGAGUAUGAUUUGCGCCUUUGGCAGGAGUCUGGGUGCACAGGCUGGUCCUUUGACAUGUUCACUCGCGUCCUCGAUAACCUGCGCAAUACUAUUCAACCAGUUCACGCUCGCCAUCGCAAUCAGCUCUGCAAAGAUUGGGUCCAAUCUUGCUCAACAGCCCUAAAAAUCCCCAUCAUUGAAGAUUUUAACAAAGAGAUUCGCUCCAAGGGCGAACUGGAGCAGGGAGUUGGCUUUUUUUCUGUUUCAUACAACCCAGAUGAUGGCCGACGCAGUAGUGCUAGCGUCGCAUAUAUUCACCCUAUUCUGCGCGCAGAGGAAAAGAGACCUAACCUGACCAUCUUGACCAAUGCCUGGGUUUCACGGCUCAAUGUCGAUGGUGACACAGUCACCGGUAUUGAUGUCACCCUCGAGUCCGGUAAAAAGUACACCCUAAACCCCAAGAUUGAGACUAUCCUUUGCGCCGGUGCAAUUGACACACCACGAUUGAUGCUGCUGUCCGGACUUGGUCCUAAAGAACAGCUAUCAUCUCUCGGAAUCCCCGUUGUCAAGAACAUCCCUGGAGUUGGCGAAAACUUGCUUGACCAUCCAGAAACCAUUAUCAUUUGGGAACUUAACCAACCUGUGCCACCUAAUCAGACAACAAUGGACUCUGACGCAGGAAUCUUCCUGCGCCGAGAGCCACCAAAUGCUGCUGGAAGCGACGGAACAGCUGCUGAUCUGAUGAUGCAUUGCUACCAGAUUCCUUUCUGUCUAAACACCACCCGUCUCGGAUACGACGAGCCCGUUGACGCCUUCUGCAUGACACCAAAUAUUCCUCGUCCACGCUCUCGCGGCCGUCUAUAUUUGACUUCAUCAGAUCCCAAUGUGAAGCCGGCUUUGGAUUUCCGCUACUUCACUGACCCAGAGGGUUAUGACGCCGCAACCAUCGUGGCUGGCUUCAAGGCUGCUCGCGAGGUAGCGAAACAGGCACCAUUCAAGGACUGGAUCAAGCGCGAAGUCGCUCCUGGACCAAGCGUUGUUACUGAUGAGGCGCUCUCCGAGUACGGCCGUCGCGUUGCGCAUACCGUUUACCACCCAGCCGGCACAACCAAAAUGGGCAACAUCGAACGCGAUCCACUCGCAGUCGUCGAUCCGCAAUUGCGAGUCCGAGGACUUAAGAAAAUCCGUGUUGCGGAUGCCAGUGUCUUCCCUCACAUGACUACCAUCAAUCCUAUGCUUACUGUACUGGGUAUUGGAGAGCGAGCUGCUGAACUGAUAGCUGAGGAUGCAGGCUGGAAGAGAAACCAGCCUAGGUUGUAA
Molecule: messenger RNA, 1629 nt
Organism: Talaromyces marneffei
Lineage: Eukaryota; Fungi; Ascomycota; Eurotiomycetes; Eurotiales; Trichocomaceae
Exons: 2
Coding region: 1-1629 (542 amino acids)
Molecular function (GO): flavin adenine dinucleotide binding; oxidoreductase activity, acting on CH-OH group of donors
Source: RefSeq, a predicted model, not a curated record